Messenger RNA from Stylophora pistillata, 1075 nucleotides. RefSeq names its product retinoblastoma-like protein 1. Gene Ontology annotation, biological process: regulation of transcription by RNA polymerase II; negative regulation of G1/S transition of mitotic cell cycle; cell differentiation. NCBI's taxonomy places the organism in Eukaryota, Metazoa, Cnidaria, Anthozoa, Scleractinia, Pocilloporidae. Gene Ontology annotation, molecular function: RNA polymerase II transcription regulatory region sequence-specific DNA binding. Gene Ontology annotation, cellular component: chromatin; transcription regulator complex; nucleus. The record is from RefSeq and is a predicted model, not a curated record.
GCUUUGUGAAGUUAACAAAGUUAGAUGCCAUAAGCUCCAAGCCAUAUUUCAGCCGAACUCAAGGUCGGUUGGUUUAAAGCGACGUAGAGGAAGAUUCUAAAGUAUUUGAUGUCAAUGCUGCAAGCUACAAGCUGUUAUCAAAGAGAGAACAGUCUUGGUAUCAACACUCAGCUGUAGAUAUUUAGCUGUUUAAAAAGGGCGGGAAAUUACUGCCAAAUAAGGUUUGUGCUUGCCUCUGGCCCUCCACAUAAAACCGAAAAAUCAUGGCGAGUUCCAGCGAAGAUGAAGAAGCGAAUAGUUCAGAACGAUUCGAAAGUCUCUGUCGUGAUCUUAACAUGGAUGAGGAGACGAGUCAAGAAGCAUGGACUUCGUACCAGAAAAUUAGCACGAAUUACACUCUAGAGGGGGACAGUCUCCACUGGCUGGCAUGUGCUUUGUACGUCGCCUGUCGUAAGAGUGUUGUUCCAACGGUCGACAGUACGGGAACGGUCGAAGGAAAUUGUGUUUCUCUUACCCGAUUGUUGAGGGCAGCGAAAUUGAGCCUCAUUCAGUUCUUCAGUAAAAUGAAGAAAUGGUUGGACAUGUCGAAUGCCGCGGGAGACUUUCGAAAGAAAAUCGAAUUGCUUGAAAGGAACUUUCACGUCUCUACUGUAAUUUUCAAGAAAUACGAGCCAAUUUUUUUGGAAAUCUUUAAAGAUCCAAGGGAGGAAAACACAAAGACUCAACGCGGCCGAAAAUCAAGGAAACAACCCUGUUCAGUUGGCGAUGUGUUUGCUUUUUGCUGGACAUUAUAUAUUCAAGCGAAAGGUAAUUUUCCUGCCAUAAGUGAUGAUCUGGUAAACUCUUACCAUCUGCUUUUGUGUUGCUUGGAUCUCCUUUACUCAAAUGCACUGUAUGCAAAGAAUUGCCGGGAACUACUGAAUCCAAAAUUUGAAGGCCUGCCUCAGGAUUUUGGAAACAGAGACUUCAAGCUCGAGUAUGGAUUCUUCACUCUUCGUAUUGUGAAAUACACAACAGGCCAGUGGGAGUUAUGUUGGAUAAGUGAUGAUAAGUAGGAUGGAUUAAGGUCAAUGUC